Molecule: messenger RNA, 3722 nt
Organism: Psylliodes chrysocephalus
Lineage: Eukaryota; Metazoa; Arthropoda; Insecta; Coleoptera; Chrysomelidae
Source: the annotation of a GenBank genome assembly
GGUGCGGUGUUAUAAUUAUUUUGCUUUGAAAACCUUAAAAAAGUAUAAACCAUAAACAGAACGUAACAAAUUGUACAUUAUGAAGUGUACAAUACCAGAAAUAUCCUGGCACAACAGGGAACCUGUGCUAAGUGUCGAUAUUCAUCCGGUUUCUGAAAAUAUUUAUAAACUAGCCUCAGGUGGCGGAGACAGUCAUAUUUUGAUAUGGCAAAUGGUUUUGUGUGAAAACGGUUCUGUUAAACAAGAAGUUAUAUCAGAUUUAACACGACAUCAAAGAUCUGUUAAUACAGUCAGAUGGUCUUCCACAGGGCAAUAUUUAGCCUCUGCAGACGAUGAUGCUAAUAUAAUCAUAUGGCAGUUAAAAACUGACAAUAUUCCUUUAUUAGAAGGUAAUACUGAUGAUAAAGAAGUUUGGAUUGUUCAUAGGGUUUUAAGGGGACACAAAGAAGAUAUUUAUGAUUUGUGUUGGUCAAUAGAUAAUUUAAAACUAUUUUCUGGAUCUGUAGAUAACACUGCUAUAAUAUGGGACUUAGCAAAAGGAAAGUUAGAAAAUGUUCUGACCGACCACAAAGGAUUUGUUCAGGGUGUUGCUUGGGAUCCACAAAACCAACUCAUAGCCACCAUAAGCACAGACCGUGUAUGCAGAAUAUUUGACAAAGCAGGCAAACAUGUUAAAGCAAGAAUACAUAAAGGGAAGCUUCCUGUUCCUGAUGGGCAUUUUCUACAUAAUAAAGAAAGCAAAUAUUUUCAUGAUGAUACUUUCAAGUCAUUCUUUAGAAGAUUACAAUUCACACCUGAUGGAUCUCUUCUAAUAGUUCCUUCUGGGAACUUUCAAGCUGACGAUUGUAAAAAAAUGUUGAAUUCUACAUUGAUUUUUACAAUGGACAACUGGACAGAACCAGCAGCAGUUCUUCCCUUAGAAAAACAAAGCAGUACAGUAGUCAGAUGCUGUCCUCAGCUAUUUCAACAUCGUACAGAUGGACCAGAACCUGUAGUAAAACUGCCAUACAGAAUGAUUUUCGCUAUUGGCACUGAUCAUGACAUCAUACUCUAUGAUACACAACAAGCAAAACCAUUUGCAAGAUUCCAUGAGAUCCACUACACAAGAAUAACAGAUCUCACUUGGUCUAAAGAUGGGUUACUUCUUAUAGCAUCAUCUACUGAUGGCUUUUGUUCCUUAAUAACUUUUGAACCUAAAGAAUUAGGUGAGGAAUAUGUAAAAGAAGAGGUAAACGAAGAAAGUAAUGUGUUAAAUGUUAUUGAGAAUGUAGAACCUAGCUUAAAAGAUGAAAAUAUUGAUAUAACUAAUAAGAAUACUAAAGAAAAGGAAGAAGCCAAAAAGAGGCCAAGUUUUAUUGUACAAUGGGCACAAAGUACCCCGAAAAAAUCAAAAAUUGAAAAUAAUAAAGAUCUUAAUGGAGUAAUAGAAAUAAACGAUGAUGAAAACUCAGAAAAAUCAACUGAAGAGAAAACACCUGAAAAGGUCGAAGAAAAUAAAACUGAAGCAAUUUCUAAAAAAGAUAUUAAUAAAUUAACACCUAGAAGAAUAACGCCAAUAAAAAUUGGAGAUAAAACUAAAACUGAAGAAAUGUUUAAACAAGUAAUUACUCAACACAUGCCUAAAAGAAUAAAACCCACUAAAAUUGAAGGUAAAGAUAACAAUAAAACAACUAAAACCGAGGAAAGUCCUAAAAAGGAAAUUAAUAAAUUAACACCCAGAAGAAUAUCUCCCAUAAAAGUUGAUGGAAACAAAAAUGCCAAUGAAAGUAAAUUAGAAGAAAAUAAAAUUAGUAAUAAUAGACAACAGCCAAUAAGAGUUGAAAGUGGAAAUAAAGAUAAACCAGAAAAACAACUCAAAGAAAUUAAAAUAGUAAUUAACAGGUUAAUGCCAAGAAGAAUAACACCUAAAAAAAUUGGAAAUUCUAAUAAAAGUAGUUCAGAUAUUGAAGUUAGAAAAAAUACACUUGAUACUGAAUCAUCGAAAGAGCAUUUAUUAGAUAAAUCAAUUGAUAUUAAUACUAAGCAAAUUGAAAUUAGAUCAAUGGACUUUGACAAAAAAGAAACACAUGUUGAUAAAACAAAUAAUACAGAAGCCAAUGAAGAUUAUGCUAAAAAAUCAAUAGCACUUGGAAAUAAAGACACAAACACAAAAGAUAAUGAGAUUCUUGUAAAAAUUAAAAGUAGCGGUACAUUAAUAGACAAUUUAAAUAAAAUAGAAGAUGAAACGAUACUUAUUAAUGAUAACACAAAUUUAAAUAAAGAAAAAAACGGUAAAGAAUCAAACAAAGAGAUAUCUAGAAGUAAACAAACUAAAAUAACUAAAGUUCUCUUCGAAGAUAAAAAUUCUUCAACCAAGAACCUAAGCAAAAAGACUGAUAAAAUUAAGAAUAGUAAAACAAAAGACAUGAAAAAUACUCCUAAAAUAAAUAAAAAAACAAGUCCCACCCUAAUCGAACAUAAAAGUGACAGUAAGAAAGAUCAACCUAAAGUAAAAGUUGGAUCACUUGUUAGAAAAAAACUCAUCACAACCCCCCUAAAAAGCAAUCCUUUACUAGAUUUCUUAAAAAAAUCUGGUGAAAAGAAAAGAAACAAACCAGAACCUGUACUUAAAGAUACUAUUGAUUUGAUAUGUGAAGAAGAUGCAAGGGAUGGUUUCAGUAAAGAAAAAGAAAGAACCCAGAAUAAAAAAAGUUCCACCUGUUCAAGUCCUGAAGCAAGCCCACUUGACGAUAUCACUGAAGAUUUCUGUUUACAACUCGAAGAUACUCAAGAAGAAGAUAAGAAAAAUGUAUCAUUAGAAAAAAUGGAUAUUUAUGAAGAGAUUAAAGAAGAUAAAAACACUAGUAGAGUAAUAGAAAUAUCGGAUGAUAGUUGUUCUUCACCUUUGAAGAAAAUAGAAGAAAAUUUGGUACAAAAAAAACCAAGGCGGGUGCCUUUAAUUACAUUGUCGAGUCCUAAAGGAAAAAAUAAGCCAGUAACAGAAAACAUUUUAAAAGAGUAGGUACGAAAUUGCUGUGGUGCCAAUGUUAACCUGAUAAAAAUUGUUUUAUUUUGCUUUGAAUAUAUAGUAAAGUUUAAAAUGAAAACCUUAAAAAUCAAAGUCCCUGGUCCAAAAAUCAGACCUCACAAACACACAAAAACUUUAAAAAUGUUGGUAAUUUUUUUUAAAGCAAUGUCAAAAAUAAGCUUAAGUUUUUGACAUAAUCCCAAUUACCCUCUUUGAAAUAUCGUGAAACACAAAGAAAAAAGUUCUUUUGGUCAUGUGUACUUUUAGAAUCACUUUAUCAUUGCUCUAAAAUGUUUUCCCACCUAAGAUCUCUUUUUUUGACCAUGCCAUCAAGACAGCAAUGACUGCGAAAGGACUGCGACUGCAUAGAGAGAACUAGGCAUUCUGUAAAUAUCAAUAAUGUCAACUCAAAAUCCACACAACGAUCUAGCUUUAGCAGAUCGAACUCAAUUUUAUGAUUCGAAUGCAUGUCUAUUCUAAUUGGAGGCAUAUAUAAGGGGAGGUUCUAGUAUCAUUAUUUUUAUAGUGUUGUGAAACUCCUGAUUUUAGAGAGCUUAGCGAGCUUAGAUGUAAAUGUUAAAAUGCUGCUUAAGGUUGGCGUUCGCCCAUACAAAUUUGCUGUGUUUGCACUGUUUACUUUAAAUGUAGCUUUCAGGAAAAAUAUACUUUCUGACAUUAAUUUUUAGUGAUGGGGCUUUUCAUGAAAAAUAAUUUU